AUGGCAUGCAUACACUUUGAAGAAAACACUCCAGUCAUCAUGAAUAUUCUAGAAAUGUCCAACUCCACAAUUGAGAGUCCCGUUUGCCUUAAUGUCCUACGCCUCAUUCAGUUAACAGGCAGAUUAGCCCCAGUUUUAAUAGAUCAUCAACACAAGCCUAAGUGUACGUCAUUACACUCUACUCAUUCACGACACAUCAUAAACGCCUUCCAAUCAUACCAGCGCCAAAACAUGGGCAAAGUGGUAGUCAAACUCUUCACGUCCAUCUCACCCUACGAGACAAUGCAUGAUGAGAUAUGCAUGCUAGCUGCAGACACAAGAGUAUGCAUGUUGAUCUUGCCUUUUCACAUGCAAUGGAGAUCCAGACAGAUUUCGAAAUCUGCAAACCCCAUUAAAACAUUGAACCGCCAUUUGCUCGAAACUACACCUUGCUCUGUUGGGAUCUUGAUUCAACGAGGCAACUUGAUUCGAAACAACACUUUAAACACACUGUCUUUCUACAAUGUUGGGAUUAUCUUCGUAGAAGGUCCAGAUGACCGUGAAGCAUUGACAUUCGCAAUGCGUAUGGCCGAUCACCCAAAUGUGUCGGUCACAUUAAUUCGGUUACUGGAGCCUUGCAAUAAAAGUAUAAAUUCCAUUGAUAGAGACCCUGAUGGUGACUUGGUUCACAAGUUUAAGGUCGACUACAUCGAAAUCAAACGCCACGAUUACAGGGAGAAAAUUGUGGCAGAUAGUGUGGAAAUGAUCAAUGUCAUAAGGUCAUUUGAAGGUUGUUAUGAUUUGGUUUUGGCGGGUAGACGCCACGAUAACGAGUCUCCAAUGCUUAGUGGAUUGACAGAGUGGCAUGAACAUCCGGAACUUGGCUCUAUAGGAGACAUGUUAGUGUCUCCAGAUUCUGCUUUUGAUGGGUCUGUGUUAGUGGUGCACCAACAAAGUAGGAUAGGGGUUGGUCACGAUCAUUUUCAAUUAGGCAGUUCCAUCUAUUCACAAAUAAACACUAUGGAAGUGUGA
Molecule: messenger RNA, 1011 nt
Organism: Sphenostylis stenocarpa
Lineage: Eukaryota; Viridiplantae; Streptophyta; Magnoliopsida; Fabales; Fabaceae
Source: the annotation of a GenBank genome assembly